Molecule: messenger RNA, 462 nt
Organism: Prorocentrum cordatum
Lineage: Eukaryota; Dinophyceae; Prorocentrales; Prorocentraceae
Source: the annotation of a GenBank genome assembly
AUGGCUUUCGUCACGAAGAAGGACACUGGCUUGAAGACGAUCAUCAAGGGCUUCCUCACUGGCGGCACUCAGGCCGCCAUCACGUACCCGACCGAGUUUGUCAAGACCCAGCUGCAGCUCCAGUCGAAGACCGCUCCCGAGUACUCGGGCAUCGCCGACUGCUUCAAGAAGGUGUACGCCAAGCACGGCAUGGGCGGCCUCUACGCAGGGGCCCCCGUGCGGAUCAUCGGCGCAGGCUUCCAGCAGAUGUUCCGCUGGGGAGCCUACACGAACCUGGCGGGCGUCGCCCGCGACCCCGCGACCGGCAAGCUGAGCCCGUUGAUGACCACGCUCUGCGGCCUGGGCGCGGGCAUCUGCGAGGCCGUCUGCGCCGUGACCCCCGUCGAGACGCUCAAGACGCGCGUGAACGACGACAUGCGCCGAGGCACCGGCAACUACAAAGCACCGGGGACGCGCUCGUGA